Molecule: messenger RNA, 3620 nt
Organism: Pollicipes pollicipes
Lineage: Eukaryota; Metazoa; Arthropoda; Thecostraca; Pollicipedomorpha; Pollicipedidae
Product: putative phospholipid-transporting ATPase IA
Exons: 19
Coding region: 19-3267 (1082 amino acids)
Biological process (GO): phospholipid translocation
Cellular component (GO): trans-Golgi network; plasma membrane
Molecular function (GO): ATPase-coupled intramembrane lipid carrier activity; magnesium ion binding; ATP hydrolysis activity
Source: RefSeq, a predicted model, not a curated record
GACGAGGAUGCGCGCUCGAUGGCGACGGAGGCGGCGGAGGCGCCCGAGCAUCGCACGGUAUAUCUCAACAAGGAGCAGCCGGCCAACAAGUGCGUCUCCAACGCCAUCACCACCGCCAAGUACAGCGUCUUCUCCUUCCUGCCCAAGUUCUUGUUUGAGCAGUUCCGCCGCUACUCAAACAUAUUCUUCCUGUUCAUCGCGCUGCUGCAGCAAAUACCGGAUGUGUCUCCUACCGGCAAGUACACCACGCUGACGCCACUGGUGUGCAUCCUGACCAUAUCGGCCGUCAAGGAGUUCAUAGAGGACUGGAAGCGGCACCGCGCCGACGACGAGGUCAACAACCGCCAGGUGGAGGUGCUGGACGAACACAACUGGCGCUGGAAGCGCUGGGCCGAGGUGGGCGUCGGCGACUUCUGCAAAAUCCGCAGCGACCACUACUUUCCAGCCGACCUGAUGCUGCUCUCCUCCAGUGAGCCGCAGGGCUUGUGCUACAUCGAGACGGCCAACCUGGACGGGGAGACGAACCUCAAGAUCCGCCAGAGCCUGCCGGCGACGGCGCGGCUGCUGGACACGCGCGACCUGGACCAGCUGAGCGCCCGCGUCGACUGCGAGCCGCCCAGCCGGGUCCUAUACGAGUUUGUCGGCACGCUGAAGGAGACCGGCAAAUCAGAGGUGGCGCUGGGCCCGAACCAGCUGCUGCUGCGCGGCGCCAAGCUAAAGAACACCACAUGGGUGUUCGGCGCUGUCGUCUACACCGGCCACGAGACCAAGUUGAUGAAGAACUCGUCGCCGGCGCCGCUGAAGCGCUCGACGGUGGACCAGCGCACCAACACGCAGAUCCUGUUCCUGUUCGGCCUGCUGGUGGUCCUGUGCGUUAUAAGCGCGGUGGCCAGCGAGUUCUGGACGGUGCGACACCAGGCUACCGACUGGUACCUCGGCCUUGACGAGAUGUCGACUGUCAAUUUCGGAUACAACCUCCUGACGUUUAUAAUCCUGUACAACAACCUGAUUCCGAUAUCGUUGCAAGUCACCGUUGAGAUUGCUAGGUUUAUCCAGGCCCUUUACAUAAAUAUGGACCAUGAGAUGUACUACGAGCCGACGGACACGCCGGCCAUGGCUCGCACUUCCAACCUGAACGAGGAGCUGGGCCAGGUCAAGUACGUGCUCACGGACAAGACGGGCACGCUCACCCAGAACGUGAUGGAGUUUAAAAAGUGCACCAUCGCCGGCACCAAGUACAGCUCGGCCGAGGAGCUGGAUGCUGCGUUGAAGGACCGCGACCCCAGCCUGCAGUCGGGUGACGUUAUCCAGGACUUCCUGCUGAUGGUGGCGGUGUGCCACACUGUGAUCCCCGAGGAGCAGGAGCGCGCCUCCGGCAAGGUCGUCUACCACGCCGCCAGUCCAGACGAGCGCGCCCUGGUGGAGGGCGCCAGCCGCCUGGGCUACACCUUCACCACGCGCACGCCGCAGACGCUCUCGGUGGAUGUGCACGGCCAGCUGCUGCAGAUCGAGGUGCUGAACGUCCUCGAGUUCACCAGCACCAGGAAGCGCAUGUCGGUGAUCAUCCGCCAACCCAACGGGCGUAUCCAGUUGAUGUGCAAGGGCGCCGACACGGUCAUCUACGAGCGGCUGGGCGACCCGCGCUACAAGGACGAGACGCUCUCGCACCUGGCCGAGUUUGCCAGCGAGGGCCUGCGCACGCUCUGCCUGGCCGUGGCUGACAUCGGCGACCAGGAGUACACGGAGUGGAUGGAGACCUACCACAAGGCGUCGACGGCGAUCCAGUGCCGCGAGGAGAAGAUCGAGGACGCUGCCCGGCUGAUCGAGACCAACCUGGUGCUGCUGGGCGCCACCGCCAUCGAGGACAAGCUGCAGGACCAGGUGCCCGAGACCAUCGAGUCGCUGCUGGCGGCCGAUAUUCACGUCUGGGUGCUGACCGGCGACAAGCAGGAGACGGCCAUCAACAUCGGCCACUCGUCCCGCCUGCUCCACUCCAAGAUGCCGCUGCUGCUUCUCAACGAGGACGGACUGGACCGGACACGCGCCGUGGUGACGGAGCGGCUGAACGAGAUGCGGGAGCACCGCGAGGAGGCCGGCCAGGUGGCGCUCAUCAUCGACGGCCGAACGCUGCAGUACGCGCUGACGCACGAGCUGCGCGCCGAGUUCAUGGAGCUGUGCCUGGGCUGCCGCAGCGUCAUCUGCUGCCGCGUCAGUCCCGGCCAGAAGGCUGAGAUCACCGAGCUGGUGACACAGCAGACCAAGGCCGUCACGCUGGCCAUCGGCGACGGCGCCAACGACGUGGCCAUGAUCCAGGCGGCGCACGUGGGCGUGGGCAUCGCCGGCGUGGAGGGCCUGCAGGCGGCGCACGCCUCGGACUACGCCAUCGGCCAGUUCCGCUUCCUGGCCCGCCUACUGCUCGUGCACGGCGCCUGGAACUACAGCCGGCUGACGAACGUCAUCCUAUACAGCUUCUACAAGAACAUCUGCCUGUACGUGGUGGAGCUGUGGUACGCCAUCUACUCCGGCUGGUCCGGGCAGGUGGUAUUCGAACGCUGGACCAUCGCCGCCUACAAUCUGCUCUUCACCUCCGUGCCGCCGCUCAUCAUGGGCUUCAUCGACCGCUCGUGCAGCGCCGAGACGCGUAUGAAGUACCCCCAGCUCUACAAAACCUCACAGCAGGGACAGCUCUUCAGCGUCCAGGUUUUCUGGCUGUGGAUCAUCAACGCGUUGGUACACUCGGUGAUGCUGUUCUGGCUGUCGUUCGGCGCCAUGGAGCAGGACGUGGCGUGGUCCAGCGGCAGGAAUGCUGGCUACCUCAUGCUCGGCAACAUGGUCUACACGUACGUGGUGGUGACGGUGUCGCUGAAGGCUGGUCUGGAGAUGAAGGCCUGGACGUGCCUGACCCACCUGGCCAUCUGGGGCUCGAUCGUCGUCUGGUUCGUCUUUCUCUUCGUGUACGCCCAGCUGCCGUUGGCGGACGACAUCCUCGGUCUGCACACCAUGAUCUUCAGCUCGCCCGUCUUCUGGUUCGGCCUGCUUCUGGUGCCGACCGUCACCAUACUGCCGGACGUGCUGUUCAAGAGCGUCGUCAACACCGUGAGCACGUCGCUGACGGACAAAGUGCGGGAGAGCGAGAUCAACUCCAAGGACCCAGCCGUUCUGCUGGCCGGAGAUGGCAAGCAAAAUCUAGAGCCCAUUCGGUUUGAAGACGCCAUGUUUGGGAGCAUCCCAGGCAGCUACCUCUCUGUUCGCGACUUUGGUUUGUAGCCGAUCGUUUUUUCGCCCUGCUAAUUUCACUUUUGGCCCUGUCACUUGCACAUGUAGACUGAACGUUUCUCGGUUUAGUUUGCAAAGUACGUUUUAAUAUCCGUUAAGUUGUCGGGUAACGUUUCGUUGUUAUGGAGAGUGAUAUCAAUCGACUUAUUGGCGUUUCGGUGUUGGUGCUGCCAUAUUGUACGCAUAAUGGCUGUGUUAUGUCGUAGUUUUUUGGUACAUUGAUUUGCGCUGUCUUCCUGUUGUGCCAUGCGCGGGCAUAACAUUUAAUGCGUCCAGAUACUUGCUCACCUCCUUAACGUUGUUAAACGCAUUCUGUUACGCUAUUCAAUAACAUUGCAACCCGA